GACUUGUGUUAUGUCCAAUUAUUGAUUUAUAUUUUUCUCUCUCUGUCUAUCUCACUCUUUCUCUCUCUUCAGUGGACUUGUUCUCAUUUCAUCAAAACUACUACAGAGGAAGAAGAGGGGGUUUCUAGGGUUUUGCUCAAAACUUUGAAAAGCUGUGAUUUUUAUACUUGGAAAAUGAAUUUGUUGAAUAAUUGGUAUUCUUUGGGAGAAUAAAUCAUUCUUUUGGAUAGGAUGGCAACUGAGAGUCCUAUUAGAAUGCUUGAGGCACGUGGAAAAUGGUCCUCUCACAAGGGGGCUGCAAAUUUUCCUUCAACUAAGAUGGCUGUGGAUGAGGAGGCGUUACUUGUUAAGGGUCACAAGUACCACAGUGGGAGGUGUACUGUUCCUAAUCGGAGUGGUAGUGCACCCCCUAACAUGGAAGGUUCUCUUGCAGCCAUAGAAAGUCUCAUGCAAAACUCAGGUCUUAGUGCUAAUUUUGCAAGUCUAAAUCAUGAAAGUGAAUUCAGAGGGCCAAGAGGGAUGUUGGUUUCUUAUUCAUCUCCCGGUUCAAAUUACUCUUCUAAUGUCAGUUUGAAUCCCCAGUUUUAUCACUCUCCCACCUCAGGUUCUGAUCAACAUUUGGGAUCCGGUCAUAUCAGCAGUAAAGUGGGAUUGACCCCUUUUAGAGGCAGCAGUGAUAACUUCUUGCGUUUUUUUUGUGGCGUCCUCCCAACACACAAAGAAGAGUCUGAGGAAGAUAAGUCACCGCAAAAGUCUUUUGAUGAUGUAAGCGGCAGGGGCUCUGAUGUGUUGUCAGGACAAGAAUCAUCCUUAUCAGUUGGCGAGACUAGAAAUAUUGCAGACCUCGUAAAGGAGGAACUUACAUGUAUGUCGUCACCUGCAAUUGGAUCAGCAGGUGACGGAGCUGAUAACAUAAAUACUGAUAGGCCUUCCUUGCAUGGAGAAUUAACGAGUCCAUCCACUGCAGUAGCAUCUGGCGUCGCUGCAGGUGAUAAAGUGCCGUCAACCUCUGCAUUGCGAUCUUUAUCUUAUGAUUCUAGACAAGGCUCGUCGCCGUCCAUUCAAAAUGAAGAUCCAAAUAGUAUAGCUGCACUUUCAGAAAAAAAGACUUUGGUUAGUUGUGAUACAGAGGUAACUAGUUUGCAAGCUGGGAUUAAAGCUCUGAAAAUAUCCAGCUCCCCCAACUUAGAGAACCAUGGAGGUCGAGGGGAAAAGCAGAACAACUUCCAAAAUAGUUUAUUGCAACACCAGAUGCACCAAGGUGGAAGCUUCCAGUUUCAAGGAUCUAUGCCUCAAAUAGUUUCUCAAGGCAUAAAUAGUCCAUAUGCUGUUGCAAACCAAUUUUUCCACGGUGGAAAGUUUUCCUCAACGGAAGUUCAACCAGUACUUCACUCAUCAGGUUUUACUCCUCCACUUUAUGCUACUGCAGCAGCUACGUAUAUGCAGUCAGCAAGUCCAUACUAUGCUGGUGUUCAACCACCUGGAGUAGUAUAUCCUUCACAGUAUGGUAUGGGUGGAUAUCCUUACAAUGCAAGCGUUCUUCCUCCUUUUCUGGCUGGAUAUCCUUCACAUAACGCUGUCCCUUUAGCCUUCGAUGGUACUUCUGCUGUCUCUGAUAGUCAAGUUUCUGGGUCUUGGGGGAGCAGUUCACAAGGAGUUGAUUUUCAGCAUUUAAACAAGUUUUAUGGACAACUUGGAUUUCCUCCGCCUAUUGCGGAUCCCCGUCUGCAGUUUCACCAGUCAUUCGGCGAUUUAUACAAUGUUCCUGGUCAAGUUGACCCUUUGGCAUUAAGAGGGGGUCUUGUUGGGAACCAGGUGAGUGCUUUUAAUUCCCAGGCUGGACCUGAUUUGUCAUCUGUUUCACCUGACCAUAGACAUCAACACCAAGGAUCUGGCGGGCAUAGUAGUGUAAUUCAGAGAAGGGGGCAAAUUAUGGGUACAGAUUAUGUUGGAAGCUCGCCUAAUAUGGGUUACUUCAUGCCUAUUCCAAACUCGUCUCUUGCCAGUCCUGUUUUGCCUGGAUCUCCAAUAGGUGGUAGCAGUUUUCCUGGAGGAAGAAGUGAUGUGAGUUCCCCUAGUUCUGGUAGAAGUGGGAGUUUCUAUACUGGUUGGCAAGGGCAAAGAGGAUUUGAUAACGUCAAUUACCAAAAGCCUUACUCCUUCCUUGAAGAGUUAAAAUCUGGUAAAGGAAGAAGGUUUGAGCUAUCUGAUAUUGUAGGUCAUGUUGUUGAAUUCAGUGUUGAUCAACAUGGGAGUCGAUUUAUUCAACAGAAACUGGAAAAUUGUAACAGUGAAGACAAAGCAUCUGUUUUUCAAGAAGUUCUCCCUCACGCUUCCAAAUUGAUGACUGAUGUUUUUGGGAAUUAUGUUAUUCAAAAGUUUUUCGAGUAUGGAACCCCUGAUCAGAGGAGGGAUCUAGCCAAGGCACUGGGAGGUCAGAUUUUGCCAAUGAGCAUGCAGAUGUAUGGCUGUCGUGUCAUCCAAAAGGCACUUGAUGUUAUUGAAGUUGAUCAGAAGAUUGAACUUAUUCGUGAGCUGGAUGGACAUGUCAUGAGAUGUGUCCGUGAUCAGAAUGGGAACCAUGUAAUCCAAAAGUGUAUUGAAUGUGUUCCAUCUGAAAGAAUUGGUUUCAUUAUUUCUGCUUUCCGUGGUCAAGUUGCUAGCCUGUCAAUGCAUCCUUAUGGGUGUCGUGUUAUACAGAGAGUCCUGGAGCAUUGUACAGAUGAGUUGCAGAGUCAGUUUAUUGUGGAUGAGAUCUUAGAGUCUGUUUGUACUCUUGCCCAAGACCAGUAUGGCAAUUAUGUUACCCAGCAUGUGUUAGAGAGGGGAAAGACUCAAGAAAGGAGCCAAAUCGUAAAAAAUUUAUCUGGACAAGUUAUAAAAAUGAGCCAGCAUAAGUUUGCAUCUAAUGUUGUUGAGAAAUGCUUGGAGUAUGCUGAGCCUGCUUCAAGGGAACUUUUGAUUGCUGAAGUCAUCGGGCAAAAUGAGGGAAAUGAUAACUUAUUGGUGAUGAUGAAGGACCAAUAUGCUAAUUAUGUGGUCCAGAAGAUUCUUGAGAAAUGUACUGAGAGUCAACGAGAUUUACUUCUUGGUCGUAUAAGAGUGCAUCUCAAUGCUUUGAAGAAAUACACUUAUGGAAAGCAUAUUGUGGCUCGGUUCGAGCAGAUGUUUGGAGAAAUUCAAGCACAAGUAUCCUGAAUGGUGGUGGAACUAUGUAACUGGCUAAGAUACAGCAGCUGUGGAACGAAUUGACAUCAGAAUGUAGAUAAAAAAAGGUGGUGUUUCUUGCAUUUGGAGGAGCUGGCGGUUCUGAGAGCUGAAGUUGUACUUGUGUCAUUCCGUCUGGUAGGGACUUAGGGAGAUUCUACUGAGAACUUUUAGGGGUUGAUGCUGUAAAGUUUAGUAAAUUUGUGUAUACAACAGAAUUUGUGUAGUUACAAGGAGCUGGAAAUUCACUGGGCACGUCUUUAAAGAAUAUUUAACGAAUUAUUGGAAUAGAUAAUUUUCUUUACUGUUUUGUA
Messenger RNA from Spinacia oleracea (spinach), 3521 nucleotides. RefSeq names its product pumilio homolog 6, chloroplastic. The transcript has 10 exons. Gene Ontology annotation, cellular component: cytoplasm. Gene Ontology annotation, molecular function: mRNA binding. Lineage: Eukaryota; Viridiplantae; Streptophyta; Magnoliopsida; Caryophyllales; Amaranthaceae. Gene Ontology annotation, biological process: post-transcriptional regulation of gene expression. The coding region runs from base 232 to 3198 and encodes 988 amino acids. The record is from RefSeq and is a predicted model, not a curated record.